AUGAGUGGCAGCCAUCACAAGAGUCCAAAAAGAUACAAUAACAUCCACAACAACAACAACAGCAGCAGCAGCAGUGGCAUCAAUAGCAACUCAUUAAGAGUGCCUUCGGCUACAACGCCAGCAACCGCAAAACUUCAACAGCAGCAGCAACAGCAACAAUACCUUCAAAAACCACGUGCCAGUUAUCCGGAAAUUAUGAAUCCACGCCUAUCCCUCAAUGGUACUUUACGCCAUUUGGUACCAUCGCCCGGUCCUUUGUACAGAGAGCACAGUUCACGUUCCAUACAACCUCUCACAGCCAAUGAGCAACAAAUGGCCGAGCUGGAUGGCAGUAGCUUUUAUGGUGGUGGUUGUGGUAGCGGCGGUGGCAGUGUAACACGUAAUGGUGGAGCGGGUGUAGAUGCCUAUAAUACGGAUGGUGGUGGCAGCUAUGGCAUCGGUGUUAAUUAUCACACCACAGAGCUAUCGAUAACGCCAACCAUGAACGGUGAUGAACAGUGCAUUGACUUGGGUAGUUUGCGGCGAUUCUCAAUCGAUCGUCAUAGUUUUUUGGAUUUAGGCUCCAAAUUUGGCAUGUCACAGCCGAAAUUUGGCCAAAGCGUUUCACAGCAAGGUUUCUUCACAUCACACGAUAGCCUCGCCACACCAUGUGCAUCAAGAGCUUCCAAUUUACAUGUGGCCAAUACAAGCACUGCCUCCGAUAUGGAUUUGUUACACAACAACAAACAACAGACCAGGCGAAAGUCACGCGGACGCCUGAAAGACAACGAUCAGCCGCUGUUGGGUGGCACCUGGAAUCGAUCAGUGGGUCGCGGUUCACAGGAUAACACACUGAUGGGUAGCCAUCAGUUUAGUGGGAAUUUUUGUAAUGGUACCGAUCGAUAUCCCCGCAAUCGUUCCGGCACAUCAUCAACGCCGACCCAACAGCAUCAUCAACAGCAGACAUCCUCCCAUCAUUUACAACACUCUGCCUCGAUGUCGUCACACACUACAACAACACAUCAGCAUCCGAAUCAGCAACAGCAACAGAACCAACAACACUCCUCGCAACAUCACAUGCAACGUUCCUCAAUGUCACAGCCACAACAACUGCCGCUGCACAAAAAGCAACCACAUCGCACACCAUCGCAACGCCUGCGUGCCGUUACGGCGGCCCGAAAAUUCCACUUCGUCUUCGAUCCGGCGGGGCGUCUCUGCUACUACUGGUCCAUGGUGGUCUCGCUGGCGUUCCUCUACAACUUCUGGGUGAUCAUAUAUCGAUUCGCCUUCCAGGAGAUCAAUCGCCGGACCAUCGUUGUGUGGUUCUGUCUCGACUACUUUUCAGAUCUGCUGUAUCUCAUCGAUAUUUUCUUUCACUUUCGCACCGGCUAUCUGGAGGACGGUGUCCUGCAGACUGAUGCCUCGAAGCUGAGGCAACACUACAUGAACUCGACGAUAUUCUACAUAGACUGCCUGUGUUUGCUGCCAUUGGAUUUUUUAUACUUAUCAAUAGGAUUUAAUUCAAUAUUACGCUCGUUUCGUUUAGUCAAGAUCUAUCGGUUCUGGGCAUUCAUGGAUCGCACCGAACGCCACACGAAUUACCCGAAUCUGUUUCGGUCGCUGGCGCUCAUACACUACCUGCUUGUGAUAUUCCAUUGGAACGGGUGUCUCUAUCACAUCAUCCACAAGAACAAUGGGUUCGGUUCGCGCAACUGGGUUUACCACGACUCCGAGUCGGCCGAUGUAGUUAAACAAUAUUUACAGAGUUAUUAUUGGUGUACGUUAGCUUUAACAACGAUCGGUGAUUUGCCGAAACCACGAUCGAAGGGUGAAUAUGUAUUUGUGAUAUUGCAGCUGCUAUUUGGAUUGAUGCUAUUUGCCACGGUGCUGGGGCAUGUGGCGAACAUUGUGACGUCGGUGAGUGCGGCACGCAAAGAAUUUCAGGCGAAAUUGGAUGGCGUGAAAACGUAUAUGCGUAUGCGACGUGUGCCCAAUCAUCUGCAGGUGAAGGUCAUCAAAUGGUUCGAUUACCUGUGGCUGACGCAAAAAUGUUCCGACGAGGAACGUGCCGUAUCAUGUCUUCCUGAUAAAUUAAAGGCUGAAAUAGCAAUUAACGUCCAUUUAGAUACCCUUAAAAGAGUGGAGAUUUUUCAAAAUACCGAAGCUGGUUUCCUGUGUGAAUUGGUAUUACGAUUGCGUCCGGUGCUCUUUUCACCCGGUGACUAUAUUUGUCGCAAAGGUGAGGUGGGCAAGGAGAUGUACAUCGUUAAUCGAGGACGCUUGCAGGUGGUGGCCGAUAAUGGUAAAACCGUAAUGGCUUCAUUAAAGGCAGGUUCCUAUUUUGGAGAGAUUAGCAUAUUAAAUAUGGGCACAGCAGGAAAUCGUCGCACAGCAUCCGUGCGUUCGGUAGGCUACAGCGAUCUCUUUGUUCUGAGCAAAAAAGAUAUGUGGGACGUGCUCAAAGAAUAUCCGGCGGCAAGGGUUCGCCUGGAGUCGAUAGCGGUUAAACGUUUGGAAAAAUACAAGAAAGCACCACUGGAAAAAGUACAAUACUUUAAUACAGUUGCCAUGGGCCGUUGUCAGUCCACACCGGGUCUAUUGGAGACAUGUGGUCGCACCACACUCGAGGAUAUGUAUUUACCACCAGCACCGCUAGUGCCAUUUUCUGGAAUGCAACAAAUGCGUCAAACGCAUCCCACGGAUCAAGUGCAACAACAGCAACAGCAACAACAGUCACAACAACAUCAUCGAGCUCCUAGCCCUCGUUCCAGUCAAACAUACAGUGAACGCAUACAGCGUGCCACUGAAUCGCCGGGCUCUAUGAGUCCUAGUGUACAUAGUUCAGAUGAUAGACCCCGUAGCAGAGCCACAUCACAUCAUUCAACCAGACCGCAGUCGCAACCAAGUCGAACAGGUCACAUUUGCGAUUCCAGUUCCCACUUGGAUUGCUAUGGCACCGGCACAUCGGCGGCGAGUGGUGUUGGUGGCGGCACCACACCACUAUUGGGAUCCCAUGAAGCCCUCGAAGAUGAAAUUAAACGGCUGCGUGAACGUUUACACACAGUCGAAUCGGAAAAUCAAGCUUUAAAUACGAAAUUGUCGCAGCAACAAUGGGAUCUGGAGAAUCGUUUGGCCGAAAUCGAAAUGCAAAUAUGUGGCGUAUCGUCAACAUCGAGCUUAGAUCCGGAACAUGAGACCGAAGAGUUGGAGAGAAAUCGUGAGAGUAUCAUAUAACACGGGAGCGAGCUGCCCCAUCAGCCGAUCGGUAUGACGAUGAUGUACAUAUCAUGUUAUUCAUGACAACCACCAUUAUCACAACAACAAAAACAAGAAUUACAACAAGAACUUACCUUCAUUAUUAUCACUCUCAAAUGUUCGUAUCAUCACAGAUCAUCAUCAGCAUCAUUAUCAG
Messenger RNA from Musca domestica (house fly), 3391 nucleotides. RefSeq names its product cyclic nucleotide-gated cation channel beta-3. The record is from RefSeq and is a predicted model, not a curated record. Gene Ontology annotation, molecular function: cGMP binding; intracellularly cGMP-activated cation channel activity; intracellularly cAMP-activated cation channel activity. Gene Ontology annotation, cellular component: plasma membrane; intracellular cyclic nucleotide activated cation channel complex. The transcript has 11 exons. Bases 1 to 3213 code for a protein of 1070 amino acids. Gene Ontology annotation, biological process: monoatomic cation transmembrane transport. Lineage: Eukaryota; Metazoa; Arthropoda; Insecta; Diptera; Muscidae.